Molecule: messenger RNA, 223 nt
Organism: Loa loa (African eye worm)
Lineage: Eukaryota; Metazoa; Nematoda; Chromadorea; Rhabditida; Onchocercidae
Exons: 1
Source: RefSeq, a predicted model, not a curated record
AUGAUCACAACACAUUUGUGCACACUACAUUUAUCCACGCGAUAUUUCCGCACACUACAUUUGUACAUGCCACGUUUGCGAGCGCAACAUUUGCGUACACGGUUCUUGCUCACGCGAUGUUUGCGUGCACGACAUUUGCGUAAAAAUAUAACAAACAUGACAUUUCCGCAACCAUCAAAAAUUGUCACAUUGGAAAGUAUCAAUGGGGAAAAAUCCAAAAAAU